CUCUCUCUCUUCUCAAUUUUCCUCUGCCUUUUGCCGACCGCAAUGAGUUGAAGCCCCACUACACUACUGAGCGAGCUUCUCUCUCUCUCUCUCUCUUUCUGCAGAGUUCACUCCCAAUGCAGGACAUCUUCGGCUCCGUCCGCCGAUCACUGGUGUUCCGGCCGUCCGCCGACAAUGAGGAAACUCCGCCGCCGGUGGCUUCAACCUCCUCCACCACCGCCGCCGGGGCGAUCGUAGACAAGAUCAGUUCCUGCAUCCGCAGGUCCCGAGCAUUCACCAAGUCCGCUUCUCCUUCAGCCGCCAGAGACACUGCGCCUCCGAUCCGAUGGCGGAAAGGCGAGUUGAUUGGGUGCGGAGCCUUCGGGAGGGUCUACAUGGGGAUGAAUCUCGACUCCGGAGAGCUUCUAGCCGUUAAGCAGGUCUUGAUCGCAGCUAAUAGUGCAUCGAAGGAGAAAGCUCAGGCUCAUAUUAGGGAGCUCGAGGAGGAGGUGAAACUUUUAAAAAAUCUAUCUCAUCCAAAUAUAGUGAGAUACUUGGGUACAGUCAGGGAGGAAGAAACUUUGAAUAUUUUGUUGGAAUUUGUACCUGGUGGAUCGAUAUCGUCACUGUUAGGGAAAUUUGGAGCAUUCCCGGAAGCAGUUAUAAGAAACUACACAAAGCAACUACUAGUGGGACUGGAGUAUCUACACAAGAACGGGAUUAUGCACAGGGAUAUCAAGGGGGCGAAUAUUCUCGUAGAUAAUAAAGGUUGCAUUAAACUUGCAGACUUUGGUGCCUCGAAGCAGGUUGUUGAACUGGCUACUAUUUCUGGUGCAAAGUCUAUGAAGGGCACUCCAUAUUGGAUGUCUCCAGAAGUGAUUCUCCAAACAGGACAUAGCUUCUCUGCUGACAUAUGGAGUGUUGGGUGUACUAUUAUCGAGAUGGCAACAGGAAAGCCUCCUUGGAGCCAACAAUACCAAGAGGUUGCUGCUCUCUUUCAUAUCGGGACGACAAAAGCACAUCCACCAAUUCCUGACCAUUUAUCAGAAGUGGCAAAGGAUUUCCUGCUAAAGUGUCUGCAGAAGGAACCAGAUCUGAGACCAACUGCAUCACAGCUACUGCAGCAUCCUUUUGUCACGGGGCAACCUGCAGAAUCUGAUCCUGUUUCUUCUGACACUAACACGGAAAAAUCUGAAUUUCUGUCGGCUUCAUGCUCUCCUGGCACUAAAUCCUUUCAAAUGCCAAUCAACCCCAGCACAGGGGAUAUAUAUAACUUGGACAAUCUGAAUGGCUCAUCAGUUUGCCAGAACUUGUCCAGCAACAUGUGGGGAGCAAAUAAUAGUGGUGAUGACAUGUGUCAGAUUGACAGAUUCGAUUCUGUAGUAGGUUGUAUGCCUGAUGACCUGAAUAAGAGUUUUAACCCUGUCACUGAGCCUUCAGUUGAUUGGAGGUGCAAAUUUGAUGAAACUCCAGAACUUGAGCGGACAGGAACUCUCUUAGAUGUUGAUCAGUCGGCCAUUGGUCCUGCUAUUCAGCCCACAGCUUGCAAAGUGGAAAAGAAAGAGUUUUCAUUUUCCUGUGGGCCGUCAUUGUCGGAGGAGGAGGAUGAACUCACUGAAUCCAAAAUCAGAGCCUUUCUUGAUGAGAAGGCUGUGGAGCUAAAGAAACUCCAAACUCCAUUGUAUGAAGAGUUCUACAACACUUUGAGUGUCGCCUGUUCUCAAGGAAUUCUGGAGGGUAUUCGUGAAGAAACUGCUCCGAGUUACUUAAAAUUGCCACCUAAAAGCAGAUCACCUAGUCGAUGCCCAAUUGGCACUCCAUCCACGACCACUGAUGGCAUGAGCUCUGUAAGCCCUGGGAGUAAUAGCAGCAGACGCAUAUCGAAUGUUGGCAAUGUAAGUGCCCAAUCUUCACCUGAUGUGGGAUCACCUCAGCUCAGUGAAUUGAAAAGUCCAGCAGUUGAUGUUUCUCUCGAUUCAACCAGCCCGAGUGUCAUCUUCUCUGAGAGGCAAAGGAAGUGGAAAGAAGAGCUUGACCAAGAGCUUGAGAGAAAGCGAGAAAUGAUGCGUCAAGCUGUUGUCGGAGGUAAAACAUCAUCUCCAAAGGACCGAGCCCUGAAUCGGCAGAGGGAGCGGACGAGGUUUGCGUCUCCUGGGAAAUGAGUAAGGAGGUGCGUGCAUGCUCUAUCCCUAAGGUGGAUUUUGUUAUUUUGCAACAUCUAGUUGAGGAACUCAGAUACCCGAUUCUUGAUAUGAAGUACUUCAUCAGCCAGCCUACCAUUCUUGCGGUAACAUGAGCGAUACAACAAUUCUGGGUACGAAAUACUGGAUGCUGAGAUAGGAUCUAUAUGCUCAAAUGAAGAAUCGGUUCACAACGACACCUCGAAAUCCUCCCCGGGGCAAAGCUGUUGUGUGGAUGAUAGUGAUCACUAACACGCAAUGCUUAAAAUGGAAUAUCGAGAAGCAUUUUUUCUUCUCCGAGCUGUUUCAGUUUCCCUGUCCCCUCUAAUUUGUUUCAUUUGAAAGAGGUUAGUCAGUGGCGGCUUCGGCAGGGGAGUGAAUGCAUGUUUUGUUCCAUUUGUACUUUAGAACGUCUAGACAUUAUAUGCUACUUACUCAACCCGAUGAGCAUUCUGAUCUCAUUGUUGAUCAAUCUGUGUGCCCCGGGUAUUGUAACGUAAUAAUAUUGGUGUUUUGGUGUUC
Molecule: messenger RNA, 2681 nt
Organism: Punica granatum (pomegranate)
Lineage: Eukaryota; Viridiplantae; Streptophyta; Magnoliopsida; Myrtales; Lythraceae
Source: RefSeq, a predicted model, not a curated record